This is a messenger RNA of Pochonia chlamydosporia 170, 1512 nucleotides long. Its product is annotated as vitamin H transporter. The transcript is spliced from 4 exons. Gene Ontology annotation, cellular component: membrane. NCBI's taxonomy places the organism in Eukaryota, Fungi, Ascomycota, Sordariomycetes, Hypocreales, Clavicipitaceae. The record is from RefSeq and is a predicted model, not a curated record. Gene Ontology annotation, biological process: transmembrane transport. Bases 1 to 1512 code for a protein of 503 amino acids. Gene Ontology annotation, molecular function: transmembrane transporter activity.
AUGACACCGGAAAAGGACCCGAAUAUAGACAAUCUGCGCCACAAGGCUGAACCCGCUCCCAACACACUCUCCCUCACGCACGAUGAAGAAGACCAAAUCCGCCAUAUCCCAGGCUACGAUGCGGCGCUUCACAUCUCCCGCGCCGACGCCCGACGCGCUCUACUCAAAGUAGACCUGCUCAUCCUGCCGUUCAUCAUGCUCUGCUUCUGCUUCCUGCAGUUCGACCGCACCAACAUCGGGAAUGCGCUGACCGACACGCUCGCCAAGGAUAUCCGCGUGGACAACUCGGACAUCAAUCUGGCCCAGACGCUCUUCACGGUGGGCUUCGUGAUUACCGAGCUGCCGUUCAACCUGAUUAGUCGGUACAUGGGGCCCGAGCGGUUCCUCCCUAUCACGAUGUUCCUCUGGGGCACCGUGACCUGGACACAGGUGUUUGUUAAGAAUGGCGCGGGGCUGAGUGCCGUGCGGUUUUUCAUCGGCGCAUUGGAGGGGGGGUACAUCCCUGGUUUUGCGCUGUACAUUUCCAAGUUUUAUACGAAUGAUGAGUUGGCGUUGCGGUAUGCGCUGUUUUGGGCGUCGAAUGCGUUUGCUGGUGCGUUGGGGGGCCCGUUGAGCAUUGGGCUUUUGUCGUUGGGGGAUAACUCGAGUUUGAAGGGUUGGCAAUGGUUAUUUCUAAUUGAGGGUAUUCUCACAUGUGGCCUGGGCGUUAUCGCAUAUUUAUAUCUCCCCCACAGCGCCGCACAGCCAAAAUCCUUCCUCGGCAGGUCCUUCAACAUAUUCACAGAGCGAGAAGCCUCCAUUUUGGUGACGCGCGUGAUGCGCAAUGACCCAACCAAGGCGCUCCGCUGGGGUAAACCCGUCAAGCCGUCGCACAUUCUACAGACGUUUCUGGACUGGCGGCUCUACGGCCAUCUUGUCGCCGCUCUGCUAUCCAUGGUGAUGAUUGCGCCAAUGAACACCUACGCCCCGUCGAUUAUCAAGGCCCUCGGCUUCACGAGGCUGCAAGCCAAUGGCCUUAAUUCCGUGGGAAGCAUCUGCUCGCUCGUGGUGUCUGUCUCUCUCGCAUUCAGCAGCGACAAGACCAAAGAGCGAGGAAUUCACAUCGCAGUCGGGUAUUUAAUUGGUGCUGCUGGACUUCUCUGGCUGGCUUUGGCGCCAGGCGAUGUUCGAAAGUGGACUCUUUACGGGGGCGUGGUAUGGACACAAAUGGGAAUGGGCUCAGCACAAGCCAUCAGCGCCGCAUGGCUAACGGCCAAAAUGGAAGAUCAUAAACGGCCCAUUGCCCUGGCCGCCUACGUGAUGAGCAUCCAACUGGCCAAUUUUCCAGGCAACCAGCUCUUCCGAACACAAGAUGCCCCGCGGUAUAAACGCGGUCUUAUAAUCGCCGCGUCGUGCACCAUUGCCGCAACAGUCGUCAUUUUAGUAUGGAAGCUUUUGUAUAGAUUGUUUGAUGGAGGUGACGGGGGCGUGGAGAGGAAGCAGGCUCUGGCUGAGGAGCCUGAGCAGGACUGA